Penaeus indicus is the source of this 2933-nucleotide messenger RNA. RefSeq names its product zinc finger CCCH domain-containing protein 13-like. The transcript is spliced from 2 exons. The record is from RefSeq and is a predicted model, not a curated record. The coding region runs from base 699 to 2918 and encodes 739 amino acids. Lineage: Eukaryota; Metazoa; Arthropoda; Malacostraca; Decapoda; Penaeidae.
AGGUGUUCUUAUUAAGCGUGGUUUUAGUGACUGUUAACCACAUGCAUUAUAAUGAUAAACGUCUUGUGUCUAAAGAACCGAAAAUACCGAAGGAGAAAAGGAACGCUCAUGAGGACAAGACGAUUAAGUGUGUAAGAAAUCUGAAAAGUCAAGCACGAGUGUCGCAGUGUAGAGAACCGCCUCGAAGUUUGCAAAGUUGCAGCAGUGUCUUUAACGAGGGAUCCAGUCCAGUGUGCCCACCCUGAAUUUUCCCGGUCACUCUUUCGCGCUUGUCUCCAGGUGCGGGUGCUGAUUCCAUUCUCUCCAUUCCCUCUUUCACUCUUUCAUUCCUUGUUCUCUGUUUUAUUUCUUAAUUGUAUCCUCACCUUUGUGUUGUUCCACCCCCACCCCUUAUUUCCGUCUUUGAAAACGUGGUUAGUGUGACCUUGUCUCCCUAAAACCCCAGCUUACCCGGUGUAAAGUCCCCUGUCAACACCCUUGAAUUUGACCCUUAUCCCCACCCUGGCGACAGGCGAGUGUGGCGGGGAGGGUCAAGGGGGGAAAGUGUUCGCCUCGUUCCUGACUGGACCCUGAACCCUUUAAAAAGUGUGCCUGAUGCUCCUUGUUCGCCCUGGGCCCUUACUGACUCAACUUGGGUCAAAUUUGACUCACCUUGGGACGUUUACACACCCUUGGCCGUUCUUGACUCAGCCUCAGGAAUGUGCCUUAGUUUUCAGCACCUCGCCGACCUUUUUAGUUGUCGGACAGGGCAGCGCCACAACGACAGUGAGGAUGACGUUUCCACGCUCGGCAAGGGGCAAGGCAAGCUCGCCGACGCCACCAGAUUCGAGGACGCAGCGACCCUGCAGUCGGGCUGGUCUCCCCCACAGUACUAUGGCCAAGAGAGCCAAUCCUCGGCGGGCGUUAAGACGCUCAAGGAGGAGAUCAACGUCGCCGAAACCGAGCGCGCCAAGAUGGGCCGCCAGGCGGUGAAAGAAAACGGAAGCGCUCACGAAGGGGUAGAGGGGGAAACUGUAGAAAACAUUGUCGCGCUUGAGAAGAAAGAGAAGGCUGACUUGAUCGUGAGCGAGAGCGUGGUGCUCAAGGAUUCCUCGAAGGAGAAGGACCAGGAAAAGAAGCCAGAUGGUACGAGUUACUAUGCCUCCGUGAGCAGCACCACCAGCGUCGUCAGCAGCAGACUGGACGACCUGAGAGGCGGAAGGAAGCCGUGGGGCCAGUCCAAGGAGACGACGGAGGAAGUGAACAUCAAGCUGAAGGAGUCCAUCUCGGGCGGGCAGACGACCACGACGGCGGCAACAUCGCUGGCAACGACGGUGACCGCGGAAGUCCCCGAAAAAAGAGAUUUUCGAAAAGAAUUCGAAGAGAGACGAGAGAGGAGGCGGCAACAGAGAGAAGCAGAGGAGGAAGAGGAGAGAGCGAGAAUCGCGAGAAGAGAAGAAAGCCGGAGGAAGAGGGAGGAAGCGAGUGAGUUAAGAAGAAAAGAGGAACUCGAGAAUAGAAAGAGAGAAGAGGCAAAGAGAGAAGAGGCAAGAAGAUUAAGAAAGGAGAGAAGUGAGGAGAGAGCGAGGGAAAAGAGUGAAGACCGAAAGAGUGAAGGGGAGAGAGAAAGAAGCAAGGAAAGACGAGGAGAGCGAGAGAGAGAAGGCAGUAAGGAGAGGCAAGAUGUGGAGAGAGAAAGUAGCAAGGAGAGACUCUUGGAGGGAGAAAGAGAGAGGAGUAAGGACCUCAGGAGAGAGGUCAGGCCGAGAGAAAGGAGCGGGGAAGGAAAAGACAGAUACAGAAGAGAAGAGAGAGCAAGAGAGAGUAGCGAGGAGAAGGUGAGAUCGCCCCGAAGGGAGAAGGAGACCAAAGCUAAGGAGGCGAAAGAAGAAAUCAAGAGAGAGGAAGAAGAGGAAGAGGCAAAGGAGACAGAAGAGGUAAAAGAAACGCCCGCCAAGGAUACGGAUGAGGAAGAGCUCGCCCUCGCCCCCUCAGAGGUGCCGCCCCCUGCCAUCCCUGCCGUUACCGAGGACACUCCCCCCGCCCAGGCAGCUGCGGAGCCCGUCGACGCCGCCGCUCCCGAGAGCGAGAAGGGCGCGGGAGGCGACGCGGAGACCGUGGUGGUGGGCGGAGUCGUGAGUGCUCUGAAGGCGGAGACCGUGUACGUUUCGAGUAGCGAGGACCUUUCCCUCCACGACGACUCGAGGCGCGACCUCUCCAUCCUCGAGGAUCCCAAAGGAGACCUCGCGCUCCUGGACGAGGCCCAGGGCGAACUCUCCCGCCAGGAGGACUCCGAAGCCAGUCCUCCCGAGCCAAUACCCGAGGUGGAAGUGAUCGUCUCGACGGUUGAGGACGAGAGCGAACUUCCGGAGGCGCAGCAGGAGGCAGCCAAGGAAGAAGUGGGAGAGCAGUUGAGAGAAGGCACAGAAGAGGAGGAGAAGGAGGCACAGGAGGAAGCUAACGAGAAACAGGAGCAGGAAGGCGAGUCCCCUGUGAAGAGACAGCUGUUUCCCGAUGUGGUGUCCGAGUGCGAGGGGCGAGAGGCGGAUCCUCCUGUGAAAAGGGAGGGCUUCCGACCCAAGUGGGCGGAGCCAGGAGCGCCACUGCCUGAAGAGGCGGUCAUCGCCGAGAUGGAGGUCGAGGGAAGGGUUGAGGCGGCCGAGCUGACUGAAGUGAUCUCGCCCCCUCUCAGUCCACGGGCGCAGUCACUGGCCGCGCUAGAUGCCCUCAUCCACGGCCACCCACAAGGCGUGAACGCCCACGAUCAAGCGCCGCCCACCAGCCCAAGCGCCGCUCUAGAGCCGCCCCCGCCGAUCCUAGACGAGGAGGAGGAGAUCGUGUACGACCACACCGUCACUUCGGCGCAGCACAAACUGCAGGUGAGUGCCCCUGACGUCACGCGCGGGAGUGACGUCACGUCAUGUUUGCCUGGCGGAUGACGUCACAGUAGUGUC